Molecule: messenger RNA, 1469 nt
Organism: Cucumis sativus (cucumber)
Lineage: Eukaryota; Viridiplantae; Streptophyta; Magnoliopsida; Cucurbitales; Cucurbitaceae
Product: putative deoxyribonuclease TATDN1
Exons: 11
Coding region: 354-1280 (308 amino acids)
Cellular component (GO): cytosol
Molecular function (GO): 3'-5'-DNA exonuclease activity
Source: RefSeq, a predicted model, not a curated record
AAAAAAGUUGUCGGAUUGGGAGGGUGGGAACGUACAAAAGAACCAAUCGGAGAAAUCUCCAUCGUUGAAUCCGGCGGGAGAGAACCGGCGAGCGGCUAAUCCAUUGCAGAUUUGAGGCCAUCUCCCUUACCAAUUCGAACCAAUUUCAAGCAAGUUCAAAUCAAACCGAAUCUUUCUACCUCUUCUCUCGCUUUCCUCCACCAUGGCAACACUGCGAAUGAUAGAUAUUGCAGUUAAUUUUACAGAUGGUAUGUUCAAAGGAAUUUACCAUGGUAAGCAAUACCACGCAGCUGACCUAGCAGCUGUAUUGAGCAGGGCUUGGAGUGCUGGGGUUCAGCGAAUCAUUUUUGUAAAUGCAGGUGACCGGUGGAUCACUCGAGGAAUCAAGGGAAGCCCUUAAAAUUGCAGAAACAGAUGGUUUAUUUUGUUUUUGUUGUUUAAAUUCUGUUGAACUUCUUAUCUGUUUUCAAACUUUGUUUCUCUUGGUUCAACCUGUUGUUUUGCUUGUAGGAAGGCUUUUUUGUACUGUGGGUGUGCAUCCAACUAGAUGCAAGGAAUUUGAAGAGAGUGGUGACCCAGAGACAUAUUUUCAGGCUCUUCUUUCAUUGACCAAAGAGGGAAUUGAGAAAGGAAAGGUCGUUGCAGUUGGUGAAUGUGGAUUAGAUUAUGACAGGCUUCAUUUUUGCCCUGCUGAUAUUCAAAAGAAAUAUUUCGAGAAGCAGUUUGAAUUAGCACAUACAACAAAGCUUCCUAUGUUUCUACACAUGCGUGCAGCUGCUGAAGAUUUUUGUGAUAUUGUAGAGCGAAAUAAGCAAAGGUUUUGUGCUGGAGUUGUUCAUUCUUUCACAGAUAGUGCAGAAGAUCGUGAUAAGCUUCUCUCAUUCAGUAAUUUGUACAUAGGGAUUAAUGGUUGCUCUCUGAAAACUGCUGAAAAUCUUGAUGUUGUGAGGGGUAUACCAAUUGAGAGAUUGAUGAUUGAGACGGACUCUCCAUAUUGUGAAAUCAAGAAUACACAUGCUGGGAUUAAGUUAGUUAAAUCGGUCUGGGCUUCUAAGAAGAAAGAAAAGCAUGAUGAGCAGUGCAUAGUGAAGGGCCGGAAUGAACCAUGCUUAGUUCGGCAAGUUCUUGAGGUCUUGGCUGGCUGUAAAGGCAUCAUGGAUAUCAAUCAGCUUAGUGAAACUUUGUACCACAAUACCUGCAGAGUUUUCUUUCCUCAAGAUCUGGACUCUGCAGCAGAUGCUCUCCUUGCUGGUUCUCGAGAUCUUGAAGAAAAAAUUUAGUAUAAAUGCAGAACCUACUUUUUGUUAAACUCGAUUACUUAUACACGCAAUUAGUUUUGGAAGCAGAAGCAAUUUUUCUCCAGUAUGUUUACAUUUUUUCAUUACCAUGCUUCCAGUUUUUCAGUCUCCUUUUCCCUUGUAGAGAUUUUUUCACACUUAAAUUGUUAAUUCUCAGGAGAUGACAAACAA